AUGCCACCACGAUUGCCGCUCGCCCAAGCGGCUCGAUGCUGCGCGGCAUCAAUUGAGGUGUCCGCAGGGUCACGGCCCGUCGGGCUGGUCUCGCUCUUCGCUGCAUUGUCGACGCAACAAACCCGCAACGCCUCGAUUCUCGCGAGUCUGUCCGACAACAGGGGCGCCUACAACAAGCGCAUUCGAAAGGGCCGUGGUCCGUCGUCUGGAUACGGCAAGACAUCCGGUCGCGGUCAGAAGGGUACCAAGGCGCGCUCGAAAGUGAACCCGUGGUUCCAAGGUGGUCAAACACCGCUUAUCGUCAAGCAUGGCAUGAAGGGUUUUGUCAACCACCGUGCCCCGGAGAUGAUGGAACUCAACAUCGACCGCCUCCAGGCCUGGAUCGACACGGGCCGUAUCGACAUCACGAAGCCUAUUACCCCGCGCGAAAUCAUCCGUUCCGGAGUCAUCGGCCGUGACAUCAAGGAUGGUAUCAAGCUCCUCGCCCGUGGCGGCGCGACUCUCAAAAACCCCAUUGAUAUCAUGGUCUCGCGGGCUUCGGCAUCGGCUAUCCAGGCCGUUGAGGCGGCCGGCGGCAAGAUUGUAACGCGGUUCUACACGAAGGAGUCGAUAAGGCGGCUUGUGAACGGCACGAGUCUCAACUCGGGAACUCCCUUGCCCGUGGGCGCCGAACAUGUGGAAGAGGAGGUGGCCAGACUCCAACUGCAGGGGAAACACUACUAUCGCCUGCCCGACCCGACUGGCCGUGAGGAUAUUGAGUACUACCGUGAUCCAGCACACCGUGGGUACCUGAGCCAUAAGCUCAAGCCGGGCGAGUCGCCAAGUCUGUACUUUAAGGUACCUGGGACUGCGCCUACCCCGGUGAGGCGGAAGGUGCAGAAGAGCGGGGAGGAGGUGAUGUCGCUCUUCGGCAGCUCACCGUCGGACGAGUCGCCCGACCUGCACUCGUCCAGCAAUCAAUUCGGCAACAGCCGAUCGUCGCUUUUCGAAGACGAACCGCCCAUGACCCGGUCGACCACCACCGCGCUUUUCGCCGACGAUGAUAACAAUGGCUCCGACUCCCCCUGGGACAUGCCCCCGCCGCGCAAGCAACAGACCCGCGCCGAUGUGCUCCGCAGUUUGCUGCCCGCGUCCGAGGUGCCGCCUAGCUACAUCGACGCUUUUGACGCCGUCGCGGCCGAGGAGGAUGGGCGCGCCGGCGCAGGGCGCAUCUCGAAUGGGGGUGUAGCGAGGACGCUGGCGGCUGCGAAGCUCGGCGCGGACGACCAGGCGCGCAUCAUGGGGAUUGUUGCGCCAGGUGCCGAAAGCGACGAACAGGAGGAGCUGUCGCUGGACAGGAACCAAUUCAAUGUGCUGCUGGCGCUGAUUGGCCUUGCGCAGGAGGGCGAGGGGGUUAGUCUGGAUGGGGUAGACGAGCGGCGCCGGGAUCUGCCGCAGCCUGAGCUCCAUGGGAUCGUCAACAAACCCACACCACCCCUUCCGCAUAUCGAUGAAUUGGGUGCCAAACCCCCUCAACGACCUGCUACACCCCCGCGAGUUCCCGAGCCAGAAUCUCCAGCCCGCCAGCGCAGCGCCCGAAAGCAGCCCUCGAUGGAAUACCAGGACGACCCGUGGAAUACACCCGAUCUGCACAGGAACCAUAACCAUGGGCCUGAGCCGCCGCGCUCGAAUGUCCCGGAGCGACCGGCAUCGACCAGCGUUGUGAAUGGGACCUCCUUUGGGAGUAGUACCCAGGGGACUUUACCCCGUCGAACCACUUCCACCUUCACCACGAGCGUCCCACCAUCUGCGCCUGGGUCGGUCACGGAGCCCCCAAACAACUGGGGAUUUCUUGAUGGGAACACUGCGCCGGCUGGCGGGUUUGGUGAACAAUCCCCGAACCCAGCCGCCCCUUUCGGCGGACUGGGGGGCAGCGCACCAUCUGCUCCGGACACAGCCGGGAUUCCCCCUCCGACACCGGCACUCAACAACAGGACCAUUGGUGGUGGGGGCCGGACGGGCGCAGCCCUGCAGGAACAUGUGGUGGUGACGUUGAUGCCGGAGAAGGAAGGCGUCUUCCUUUUCCAGCACCACAACUAUGAGGUCACGAGCGCGAGGCGGGGAAGCAAGGUGGUGCGGCGGUAUAGCGAUUUUGUGUGGUUGCUGGAUUGUCUGCACAAGCGGUAUCCAUUCAGGGUGCUGCCGCUGUUGCCGCCGAAGAGAGUUGCUGUGAAUGGUAACCACCUCUCCAACGACGGCGCGUUUAUAGAGAAACGGCGUCGUGGGCUGGCCAGGUUCCUUAAUGCCCUUGUUCGGCACCCGGUUAUGAAUCAGGAGCAACUGGUCAUUAUGUUCUUGACCGUUCCCACAGAACUCUCGGUCUGGCGCAAACAAGCCACCAUCUCCGUCCAAGACGAAUUCGCCGGCCGGCCCCUACCUCCCGGUCUCGAGGAUUCCCUCCCGCCUACCCUCGAGGACCUCUUUAGCCGCACCCGCGCCGGUGUCCGCCGCAGCGCCGAGCUGUACAUCACUGUUUGCAACCUCAUGGACCGGCUAGUCAAACGCACCGAAGGCGUUGCGGCCGAUCACGCGCGCGUGGCGCUCUCGCUGGUCUCUCUCACAGAAACCAGCGCAGACACAUACGCCACUGAUACCAACGACGUGCCGCUGCUCAAUGACGGGCUGGAAGCCAUGAGCCGGCACCUACGAACCGCGCAGAGCCUAAUGGAGGAUGAAUCGCGUGCGUGGGAGGCCGGUGUGUUGGAAGACUUGAAGCGCCAGCGAGACGCGCUCGUGAGCUUGCGGGACCUGUUUGAUCGCCGGGAUCGCUUGGAUAAGGAUAAUAUUCCGUACUUGGAGAAGCGGAUUGCGGCGAACGAGACCAAGCUGACGGGGUUACGGGCGAAGCCCGAGGGGCUGGUUAAACCGGGCGAGGUGGAGAAAGUUGUCGAGGCCAUUAUCAAGGACAAAGAAUCCAUCGUCAACCAGCACAACCGGUCGGUGUUUGUCAAGGAGUGCCUGCGCGACGAGCUCAGCUACUUCCAGCACACGCAGUACAACGUCUCGCGGUGGAAUCAGGACUGGGCACAGGAGCGUGUCAAGUAUGCCGAGAUGCUGGCGGAUAACUGGAGGAGGUUGUUGGAUGGGCUGGAGGGGAUGCCGUUGGGAGACUAA
Dichotomopilus funicola is the source of this 3153-nucleotide messenger RNA. RefSeq lists its product as uncharacterized. NCBI's taxonomy places the organism in Eukaryota, Fungi, Ascomycota, Sordariomycetes, Sordariales, Chaetomiaceae. The transcript has 8 exons. The coding region runs from base 1 to 3153 and encodes 1050 amino acids. Gene Ontology annotation, molecular function: phosphatidylinositol-3-phosphate binding; structural constituent of ribosome. The record is from RefSeq and is a predicted model, not a curated record. Gene Ontology annotation, cellular component: large ribosomal subunit; ribosome; endosome. Gene Ontology annotation, biological process: retrograde transport, endosome to Golgi; translation; protein targeting to vacuole.